CGGCGCUGCGCGCCUGCGCGGGGGCCGGCGCGGCGCUCCGAAACACAAGAUGGAGGCGGCGGUGGCUGAGCGGUGAAGCGGAGGCGGGAUCAGCAACGAGGUGGUUCGGUGUCGAGCCUCUCCUAUCUGCAUAGCCGGGCAGAUACAAACAAAAUGGCGAGUGAAAAUCACAGCAGCCCUCAAGCAGGGGAUCCCACAACAAUGAUCCGUCCAGCGAGUACUUCUGACCAAGGACAGCCCUCAUCACCAAAGGCUGGCAAACCUUUGGUGCAGGAUCUGCCAGAUGAGCUGGUGCAGGCAGGAUGGUCAAAGUGUUGGAGUAGGAGAGAAAACAGGCCAUAUUACUUCAAUAAGUUUACCAACCAGUCACUGUGGGAAAUGCCUGUGUUUGGACAGCAUGACAUCAUUUCUGAUCCUCUUGGGUUAAAUGCAACUGUAGAAUUGGCUGAAGGCGAUUCCGUACCUGAAAAUGCACAAAGGAAGCGACGACAUUCUGAGGAUACCCAGCAGCAAUCAACAAAUAGCUUCAAAAGACCCCGAACAGAUGCCUCCUUCACUCCUACAACUCCGACAGUUCCUAUUUCACCUGUCGCUUCUGGUGUUUCAAGUACACCUCUGUCCCGAAGUGCAUCCAAAUCAACUGAUGAUAAACCACAGCCUCCACCAUCAUCGUUGUCACUGGCACAAGGGACAUCAGCAUCUUCAUCGUCCUCGUCAUCAGCUGUUCUUGCACCUGUACAUAUCCGUCCAACAGCUAUUUACUGGGACCUUGAAGUUCCAACUAAUGCAGUGAUUAAGGAGCUUGCUCCAAUUGAGCUGUUUCCGCCACAUCCAGAUGUGGAAGUACUACGAGCACAACUGACAUUAAAACUGAGACAACACUACCUGGAGCUGUGUCAACAGAGAGAAGGGAUUGAUCCACCACGUGAUUCAUUUAACCGCUGGCUUUUGGAACGCAAGGCAAUUGACAAGGGCAAGGAUCCUUUGCUGCCGAGUGAUUGUGAUCCUGUCGUGUCACCUUCCAUGUUCCGAGAAGUAAUGAAUGACAUUCCUAUUAGAUUGUCUCGUAUUAAAUACAGGGAGGAAGCUCGAAGAUUGCUUUUUAAAUAUGCAGAGUCGGCAAAGCGGAUGAUUGAAUCCAGGAAUGCUACACCAGAUAUCAGGAAAACUGUGAAGUGGAACGUUGAAGACACUUUCAACUGGCUACGAAAGGAACCAUCCGCAACAAAAGAAGAUUAUAUGGAGAGGCUUGAACAUUUGCGGAAACAAUGUGGACCCCAUGUGGCAGCAGUGGCUAAAGAUUCAGUGGAGGCAAUCUGUGGAAAGAUAUAUUACAUAUCUAGUGAAUAUGCGAAGCGAGUCCGAGAGAAGCAUUUAGCAGUACUUCGUGAGUGCAAUAUCUCAGAAAAGUUGGAAAAGCCGGAAGUAAUGGACAGGUUGGUGUACUGUUACCCUUCGAGGCUUCAAUACCCAACAAUUCCACUCCCACGUGUUGAAAUGCACUUUGAGAAUGAUAUUGCCUGUGUACGUUAUAAAGGAGACGUUAGGAAAAUCAACCGGAACUACUUAAGUAAACUGGAACAGUUGUAUAGGUACAGUUGUAUUGAUGAUCCACGAUUUGAAAAGUUCUUGGCAAGGGUCUGGUGUUUACUCAGGCGAUAUCAGUCCAUGUUUGGUCUUGGAAUACAUGAAGGUACUGGCUUGCAAGGGGCUUUACCAGUAGCUGUAUUUGAGACAUUGAAUAAACAGUUUGGUGUGACGUUUGAGUGCUUUGCCUCACCACUGAAUUGUUACUUCAGACAGUACUGCUCUGCGUUCCCUGACACUGAUGGCUACUUCGGUUCUAGGGGCUCAUUCUUGACUUUCUCACCAGUCAGCGGCUCCUUUGAAGCAAAUCCUCCGUUUGGUGAAGAGCUGAUGGACAGUAUGGUCACACAUAUGGAGAACCUGCUUAGGAGUUCCAGCGAGCCUCUGUCAUUUGUUGUGUUCAUCCCAGAAUGGAGAAACCCUCCAACACCAGCUCUGGUCCGGAUGGAGGAGAGCAAGUUCAAGCGCCACCAAAUCCUAGUCCCAGCUUAUGAGCAUGAGUACAGAAGUGGAGCGCAACACAUCUGCAAAAAGGAAGACGUCUAUUAUAAAGCUGUGCACUCCACAGCUCUCAUCUUCCUGCAGAAUGAUGCUGGCUUUGCAAAAUGGGGGCCUAUUCCAGAGCGGGUCCAGGAGUUAAUGGCAGCUUAUAAAAUAACAGGGAAGUCAUCAUCUUCCUCGUCCUCCUCUGUGGCAUCUGGUGAAAAAGACCAGGAACAGAAUUGGGACCAUAGCAGCAACACCGAGCACCACUGAACUGUGAUUGAUAAAGAGAGCAUGUAGAGCUAAUGCUCUAUGUUAUUUUAAACAGACUGACUUGAAACAAGCUGCAGAACUAUUGUCAUCACCAGCAAGAAAUGUAGAUAUGUACAGUGUUACUAAGCAGAACUACAGUUCUGGAUUCUUAAUGUUUUGUUUGUUGCUUUUAUUUUUACCAAGGUAUGUAGGAGAGAGAAACAGAAUGUGUCUUGUGUAAUAUAUUCUACGAAAAUAUUUCAUAACAGAAUACUGUGUCAGUUUUAUCAGCUUUUUUUUAUUUUUUUGAGAUUAUGCAAUUCUGUCUAAUUUUUGUAAACUUUGCAAAUAGUGGCUGUAGACAUUCUCCAUUUUAAUGCCGUGUGUAUAGGAAUUUCUUUAUAUUGCUGAGAAUUAAGUUUAAAUGUACAAAGUGAUGGAUAGGAAUUCAUUGGUGUCCUUUUAAGAAGUAUUGCUUCUUGUUGACCUAUGUAGACGAUCUCUGAAUUGUUCAAAGACAACUUCAUGCACUUGAGUGUGCAAAUGUAUGUCAUCUAGUGUGUACUGUCCAUCUUUGCAUUUAAUCCUUCACUGACACGGGAAUAUGAUGAAUUCGUGAAGGGAAAUUCUGAAAACUACAGGAAGAGAACAAAGAGAUGGGACGAGAGCUCAGAGCCCUAUUGUGAAAGCUUUCUUUCAUAAAGAUUGUGGAGACUUGCAAUGUGCACUCAGUCAGCAUGAUUAGUUUCCCACAUGUGCAGCAUGCUGUGGAUAUGGAGUUUUUGAUAGAAUACAAGGGAGCUCUGUACUUUCAGUCAGUGCUCAGCUUCAAGUGAUGAACUCAAUGUUCUUAUUUGGGCCACCCAGUGAAGGGUUAAAUACAGGGAUGCUUUGUCUGGAAGUGUUUAACAAGAUAUCCUGUCACAGAGUAACUGAGAUUAUAAGAUAUUGCUGUCCAUGCAUUGUCUCAACCAUAGCACUAAGCCCCAGCACAGCCAGUCACCAGAGAUACUCAUUCUCCACUUUUGUUGCAUCAGAUGGAAGGUUCACAUAAGUUACAGAAUGAUGGGGAAAUGGUGGUUACCUCAUACCAUUUAGUUCAAGUAUAGUACUCCUUUCAUUCAGCUGCACUAAGGAUUUGGGUAAUACGUCACACAGCUGAAGUCCAGGUUUGAAACACGUCUGAACUUAAAUGCAGGCAAGUGAGGGGACCUGGCUGAUCUGGGCAAAGGUGCAUUCUAAGUAUUGUAUGACAGUAUUACUGUAACAGUACACAGCAUCAGGUUGGAUAAGCAGCUUCCUACUACAAAACUUUAAAACAGCGACUGUGCAAAGUGAAGAGUUGAGUGUGAUUGUAAUUACUGCUUUUUGGGGACAACUAAAAAUGAGUUAAUUGCUAGAAAAAGAUUUUUUAAUAUAUAAAUAUAACAUAUAAGCAAGGUGAAUGUGGUCAGCCUGUCAACCCUCUUGUGAACCUUUGUCAGGAGAGUCACAAACCUGAUAUGUUAAUCUUUUCGUGUAGGACCUGCCCUGAUCUGUUGAGUAUUUCCAAAUUGUUUAAAAAUUUUCAGUUUUGUGCUUUUUGAUAAAAUACAGCUUAUUCUCAGAAACCUGGUGUAGAAUGGCCCAUGAUGUAACCCAUGUGAAAUCAAAAUACUAGAUGCAGGAAAUCAGAAUCAUGCUGAAAAUACUCAGCAGUUCAGGCAGCAUCCAUGAAGAGAGGAACAGUUGAUGUUUCAGACUGGAAACUUUUCAAGAGAACCUAUGAACCUGAAACUGAUUUCCUCUGUGUCUGAACCACAGUUUCCAGCAUUGUCUGUUUCAUGCAUCCUUUCUGUCUUCUUAAAUUGUGGCUCUGUGUUUGAUACUAUUUCAACAUGAGAUCAUCCAGCUAUCCUGUGCCCCACAUUGCCCUGUUGUUUUGUUGUUCUUUGCUGACCUGUCACCUUGUGCUCUUGUGCUGUUCUGCCAUCUGGUGUUGCCCAUGUUUGCUCCUUCCUUGUGAUGUCUGUCAUUCAGUGCUUCUGUGUUGUCCUAUCGACUCCUAAUUCUCUGUUGCCUCAUGGCACAUUGCUUGUGGUUCAAUAGUUCUUUUCAUAUGAUGUCAGCAUAAUUUUCACAUAAAGGAAUUCUUCAACAAUGUUCCUUCAUUAAAUUCAUAAAUUAAUAAAGUGGAUUAUAUAAAACUAGCAAGUGUGAUAAGGAAAAAUGAAGUUUAGGGUUUUGACAACAAACUCCUUUAGCUUGAGUAUAACAUGUUGGAUAUUCUUCAAAUCCUUCAACUAUGGCAAUGUCUUGCACCAUUGUCCACAUGGUUUGAGUCUUGCACUUAAUGCAUAGUCUUAUUAAGAGCACCUGUCUUCCUUAUCUCUCCCCAUGCACAAUACAGAACUGAUCUUCAUUCGACUCCACCACCGUCCCCCCCCCAUCCGCCCCCGCAUUUCACUAUACAAAGCUAGCCUUCCAUCAUCUCUCCACAUCCACAGUUCAGAGCCAGUCUUACUUCACCUUUUUCCAAACACUUUUCAGAACCAAUCUUCACUCAACUCUCCCCAUCCAUUCUAUAGAAUUGGUCUUCCCUCACAUGUACCCAUCCACUAUAUACUAGUGUGGGGCUUCCCAUACACUGUAAAAUGUGCACUAUCUGGAAUACUGUAUGAUUGAGGUACUUCCUUCCCAGUAUUCCACAGGUAUAUUAACUUAUUUAAAACCCUCUUUUAUCCCACCCAGUUUUAGCAGAAUGUCUCCAUCCCUUUUACUUUCUAUUGUCUAUGUUUUAGUGUGAACAUUUCUAUGUUAUUAAUGUGGCAAUUGUCAUUCAUUGAACCAUGCCUAUUGACCAUCUGACCCAAUCCACUCUUCUACAGGUGUGUGUGCUCUGCUUCUGAUUACACAUUGAUCGGUCCUGUCAGUAGCUGAAUCACUGCACCUUGCUCAUAAAAGAACUUGCUGGAGAAACUCAGUGGGCCAAGUAGCAAGUGUGAGGUGAAAGGAAAAAUAUCAACAAUUCUUCCCCCACCCCAAAAGAAUUGCUUGACCCACUGAGUUCUUCCAGGAGAUUAUUUAUUACUCCAGAUUCUAGUAUCAGCAAUCUCAUGUGACUGCAUCUUGAUCCCAUUUUUUUAAGUAUUGAAAUUUUGUGUUUGUUCAUUCCACCUGUUUUCGCAGAAAGCAUCCACAUCACCCCUUCUCUGUUUUGGCCUUCUAACCUCAUGAACUCCAAAUUGUGGUCUUGAGUACUAAACCUGGCGUGGGAUGGCAAACCUUAAGAAAUUAGAUCUUAAGUCAUAGGAGCAGAAUUAGGCCAUCUGGCCCAUUGUCUGCUCUGCCAUUCAGUCAUGACUGAUCCUUUUCACUCCUCCUCAGCCCCACUCCCCAGCCUUCUCUCCGCAACCUUUGAUGCCAUGGCCAAUCAUGAACCUAUCAUACUCCAUCUUGAGUACAUCCAACAAGCUGGCCUCCACAGCUGCCUGUGGUAACAAAUUCCGCAAAUUCACCACCCUCUGGCUAAAGAAAUACCUCUGCAUCUGUUUUAAAUGGAUGUCCGUCUAUCCUGAGGCUGUGCCCUCCUGUCUUAGACUCCUCCUCCAUGGGAAACAUCCUUUCCACAUCUACUCUGUCUAGGCCUUUCAACAUUUCAAAGGUUUCAAUGAGAUUCCCCCCUCAUUCUUCUAAAUUCCAGGGAGUACAGGCCCAGAGGCAUCAAACUUCCUCAUACGAUAACCCUUUCAUUCCCAGAAUCAUCCUUGUGUACUUCAUCUAAACCCUCUCCAAUGCCAGUACAUCUUACAUAAGAAUCCCAAAACUGUUCACAACACUCGAGGUAAGUUACCAUCUAUAAAGCUAAAAUCUGAAACUUACUUCCCAAACUCAAAGCUCUUUAAUUGCUGAACAGAAAUCAAGAGUGGAUUGUUUCUUGUGCUUAAAAAACUCGGAUGUUCUUCAACGUCCUGAGGAACAAACUUUCAUUUUGUUACUCAGGACGCUGCUGCAUUCCAACUGCUCUAAUGUGUGCUCAUUGUUCAGUUUCCUCCUUUUAACUCAUUACUUGCCAAGAUUUUAAAAACAAGAUUCCUUACAUCCUAUAAGUAACUAGCUCUUUGAAACACCAAGCGAGCCUUGGUCAUCUACCUCCUCUCAUUCAUUGUAACUUCACUGGGUUUUACCCCACAGAUCUUUUAGUCUAUUUCUUCAUUUCAGGCAAACAGAAGACCAGCUAAUAGCCAGUAUAAGGAUUUUUGGAGAUACUAUACCCAUCCCUGUACUUAUUUCAAUAACCAGACAAUUGAGCUAACAGAAGCAUGGAAAUAGUAGCUUUGGUUCAUAUGUGCACCUAAAACAGAAUGUACACCUCUGUUUAAAAAAACAUUGCCCUCGUUAUCCUUUCUCCUCACUUGUCUGGCGGAAGCUAUAUGGAUGAAAAUUAGCUUGUGAUGCCAACGUUUUGCAAAAGUUGCUGUGGUUUGGCAUUUACUUGUCUCUUUAAAAAAAAUGUAUAUCCAUGCAAUAUGGCUCUGAGUAUAUAAUUCCCAGCAUAAUAGUGAGUUACAAGAUUGUAAUAAGCAUCCUUUGAAAGCUUUCACAAACACAAUAAUCUACUAGUCAAUCCUAGUGUAGGGUAGUGAUUGAAAUCACCCUCUCGUAGAUUGGGACAAGGUACACAUCCUUCCAAGGUCUUCUGUACUGUCACAAUGAGGCCAUUCUGGUUGGAGAAGCAACACCUUACAUUCGGUCUGAAAGCAUGAAUACCAACUUCUUUAACUUUCAGUAAUUUCUCCCCCCCCCCCCCACUUCCUUUUUUCAUUCGGCAUUCUGCCUCCCCUCUCACCCUUUUUCUUCUCACCAGCCCAUCAACUUCAUCUGGUGUUCUUCCCUUUCUCCCACGGUCCAUUCUUGUCUCCUAUCAAAUUCCUUCUUCAGCCCUUUACCUCUUAACCCUAUCACCUCCAAGCUUCUCACCUCAUCCCUCUUUCCCACUCACCAAACUUCUCCCUCACCUACCCAUCAUUUGCCAGCUUGUACUCUUUUCCCUCCCCCACCUUAUUCUAUCUUCUAACCCCUUCCUUUCCGGUCCUGAUGAAAGGGUCUUGGCCCAAAUCAUUGACUGUUUAUUCCUCUCUAUAGAUGCUGCCUAGUUUGCAGAGUUCCUCCAGCAUUUUGUGUUUGUUUCUCUGUCUUGGGGGUAUCACCAGACUGGUGUGUCCUUUCUUGAGUAAGGAGGUUUAGAGUGGUACACAGUAUUCCAGCUGCUAUCUCUCUAGGUCCCUGCAUCAUUGUAGAAAGAUAAUCUGUAUUUCUGUAAUGAAAUCCUUUUGCAAUGAGUCGUGCAGUCUCACACUUUUCAAAAAAGCAUACAUACUCCAGUUUCCUAGCUUUUCCUACCAAAGUGGAUGACCUCAUACUUUUCCAAGUUAUCUACCUGCUAUAUACAUGCCCAUUAUUCGACCUCUCUAUGUCCCUGGAAGCUGUUCUGUAUUUCCUCUACCACUGAGCUAUUCACCAGUAUUUGUUCCCACAGUGGAGGAGGUGUCAGUGUUUGCUGAGUAUUUGUUCUGGGGGGACAGGGGGCAGAGUCUGUACCUGAUGGCAAGAUAAGGCUGUUGGAAUUUCAUGGCAUUGAUGAUUGGCUUUUGUUUAUUGCAAUGAACAGUAAGUUUGCUAGCGGAGGAAUGGGAUUCCAGGCCUGGAGAAUGGCUGCGCAGCUCUAGUUGGUGACAACAGCCACCAACUGGAGGAGAGGUAGACAUCAGUCAGAGAGGUGGGGGGUGUGGAUAUCAUCAUGUUUGUGGGAUGCAGGUUGGUGGUUAAAGUGGUCUUGAUUCAUGAUGUGAGCAAGGUAGUGGAUACAACAGAGAGUUUGGUACUCAGAGGAUAGGGUAAGCAUUGGAUCUGGUUUAUAAAAUGCUUACGAAAUGGCUAUUUAGAUCAUUUCAUGGUUGAGCCCACUAAGGGGAUCAGCUAUUCUGGAUUGGGUGUUGUGCAAUGAACUGCAAUUGAUUAGAGAGCUUAAUGUAAAAGAACCCUUUGGGUUAGUGAUCAUAAUAUCGAAUACAUCCAGAAAUUUGAAAAAGUGAAGAUAAAGUCAAAUGUAUCAGUAUUACAGUGGAGUUAAGGGAAUUACAGAAGCAUGAGAGAGAAGUUGGUUAAAAUUGAUUGGAAAAGAACACAGGCAGGGAUGAAAGUGAGCAACAAUUUCUGGAAGCAAUUGGGAAGGGAUACAUCCCAAAGAGGAAGAACUGUUGUAAAGGCAAAAAGACACAACCAUGGCUAACAAGAGAAGUUAAAGCCAGAGAGAGGGCAUAUAAUACAGCAAAAAUUAGUGGGAGGUUAGGGGAUCGGGAAGUUUUUAAAAACCAACUGAAAAAGUCAUUGAAAAGGAAAAGGGAUACUAAAAGUUAAAAAAGAUACAUAAAGAGUAAAAGCAAGGUGAGAGUGGAUAUCAGACCACUGGAAAACGAUGCUGCAGAGGUAGUGAUAUGGGACAAAAAAAAUGGCAGACUAACUGAUCAAGUAUUUUGCAUCAGUCUUCACUGUGGAAGACACUAGUGGUAUGGUGGAAGUUCCAGAGUGGCAGGGGGUCAGAAGUGUGUGAUAUCACCAUUACUAGGGAGAAGGUUCUUGGGAAACUGAAAGGUCUGAAGGUAGAUAACUCACCAGGACCAGAUGGUGUACACCUCAGGGUUCUGAAAGAGGUGACUGAAGAGAUUGUGGUGGCAUUAGUAAUGAUCUUUCAAGAAUUAAUAGAUUCUGGAAUGGUUCCGGAAUACUGGAAAAUUGCUAAUAUCACUCCAAGAAGAUAGGGAGGUAAAAGAAAGGAAAUUAUAGGCCAGUUAGCCUGACCUCUGUGGUUGGGUAGAUGUUGGAGUUGGUUGUUAAGGGUAUGGUUUCAGAUUACUUGGAGACACAUAAUAAAAUAGGCCAUAAUCAGCAUGGCUUCCUCAAGAGAAAACCUUGCCUGUUGGAACUCUUUGAAGAAAUAACAAGCAGGAUGGACAAAGGAGAAUCGGUUGAUUUUGUGUACUUAGAUUUUCAGAAGGCCUUUGACUAGGUGUCACACAUGAGGCUGCUUAACAAGUUAAGAGCCCAUUGUAUUACAGAAAAGAUUCUAGCAUGAAUAAAGCAGUGGCUGAUUAUCAGGAGGCAAAGAGUGUGAAUAAAGGGAGCCUUUUCUUAUCGGUUGUCAGUGAUUAGUGGUGUUCCACAGGAGUUUGCAUUGGGGGGAACCGCUUUUUAUGUUAUAUGUCAAUGACCUGGAUGAUGGAAUUGAUGGCUUUGCCGCAAAGUUUGUGGACGCUGCAAAGAUAGGUGAAAGGGCAGAUAGUUUUGAGGAAGUAGAGAGGCUACAGAAGGAUUAGGAGAAUGGGCAAACAACUGGCAAAUGAAAUAUAGUGCCAGGACAUGUACAGUCAUGCACUUUAGUAAAAGAAAAGAAAGGUGGACUAUUUCCUAAAUGGAGAGAAAUUUCAAAAACCUGAGGCUCAAAGAGACUUGGGAGUUCUUGUGCAGGAUUCCCUAAAGAUUAAUUUGCAGAUUGAGUCUGUAGUGAGGAAGGCAAAUGCAAUGUUAGCAUUCAUUUCAAGAGUACUAGAAUAUAGUGAUGUUGAGGCUUUCUAAAGCACUUGGGAGGCCUCACUUGGAGAAUUUUGAGCAGUUCUGGGUCCUUUGUCUUAGAAAGGAUGUGCUGACACUGGAGAGAGUUGAAAGGAGGUUCAAAAACGGAUUCCAGUAUUGAAUAGCUUGCAAUAUGAAGAGUGUUUGAUGUCUCUGGGCCUGUAUUCACUAGAAUUCAGAAGAAUGAGGGAGGACCUCAUUGAAACUUAUCAAGUGUUGAAAGGCCUUGAUAGAGUGGUGGGGGAAUCUUGGACCAGAGGACACAGCCUCAGAAUAGAGGGGCAUCCUUUUAGAACAGAGAUGAGAAAUUUCUUUAGCCAGAGUGUGGUAAAUCUGUGGAAUUCUUUGCCACAGGCAGUUGUGGAAGCCAAGUCUUUAUGUAUAUUUAAGUCAGUGGUUGAUAGAUUCUUGAUUGGUCAGGGCAUGAAGGGAUAAAGAGAGAAGGCAGGAGACUGGGGCUGAGAGGAAAAUUGAAUCAGCCAUGAAGAAAUGGCAGAGCAGAUUCAAUGGGCCAAAUGGCCUAAUUAUGCCCCUAUAUUUUAUGGUCUAAGGAAGUUCAAGACUGUUAGUCAGAGGAGUAAUGGAGUGUUGGGAGAAGAGAUGAUGGGAACUAUUGUCUUGUGCCUUUAUGGGGUUCAGAGUAAUGACCUUAUCAAAAAGAAAGGCUGCCUCUCACUGAAAGUAAAGGUGCUGGAUAUUAGAAGUUGUUCCUUGUAGUUAACACAAUGAAGCCUGACAGGACUUGUAGCUCUUCAAGGCUGCUUUUGACCAGAGAGAUGAACAAAGCCACACCAUCUCAGGAGCAUCAAGGAGAAUGCUAAUCGCAUCCUCUAGAUUUCAUUCAGAUAUACCCAUCACUUCAAGGGUGCUCUCCAGAACAUUGUACACGGGUGCUGUGUGCUGCACAAUCCAGCAACAGUACAUUCUGGAGCCCCAGAGCCAGAUGACCGGCAGUGAUGGGAAGAAGAGAAACAGCCAGGCGAAGACCCAGCACCGCACAAAACAAUCUCCAUCUCCCAUCACUCACACUUCCAUCAGGGAGAAGGUUAUGUAGCAUCCACAUGAGGAUCACCAGAUUCAAAAGCAGUGACUUUCCCCCAAGCAGUAAGGCUGAUCAAUACCUUCACCUGGUAACCCAGCACUCCACACCCCUGACCACCACUACUUUAUCAUUUCCUGUUAACAGUCACCAAUGUACAGACACUCCUGUACCGAGCAUCACUUUAUGGACAUACAAACAAUCUAUGUAUAUUAGCUAUCUUAUGUAUUUAUAAUAUUGUGUUUCUUUUAAAAUUAUUGUGUUCUUCAUCUUAGUGCAUUUUUUUAUGCUGCAUCUGAUCCGGAGUAACAAUUAUUUUGUUCCCCUUUACACUUGUGUACUGGAAAUGACA
Mobula hypostoma (lesser devil ray) is the source of this 11324-nucleotide messenger RNA. RefSeq names its product phosphorylated CTD interacting factor 1 (gene pcif1). Gene Ontology annotation, molecular function: RNA polymerase II C-terminal domain binding; mRNA (2'-O-methyladenosine-N6-)-methyltransferase activity. Gene Ontology annotation, cellular component: nucleus. The record is from RefSeq and is a predicted model, not a curated record. The transcript has 16 exons. Bases 154 to 2343 code for a protein of 729 amino acids. Lineage: Eukaryota; Metazoa; Chordata; Chondrichthyes; Myliobatiformes; Myliobatidae.